GACGGCCUAUGCAAUUAUUUCGACAGCUACGGGCUAUCCGACAGAGACGGAAAUGGUGGUCACUGGAACCGGCAGCGAAGCGCCGGCGGAAGUCAAGCAGCAGGCUUACGACAGGAACAGUGAAUUAAGAGCCUUCGACGACACAAAAGCCGGAGUGAAGGGGAUUGUCGACGCUGGGGUGGCCAUUUUACCUCGCUUCUUCGUCCAUCAAAAUAAGCCCAAUCUUCCCAAAGAAUCUUCUUGUAGGGAUCCCAAAUUCACUGUCCCAGUCAUAGACCUCCGCGGAAUCGACUGUAACGCCUCUCGGCGCCGCGAGGUCGUCGACGAAGUGGUGAACCACGGAAUCCCGCUGUUGGUCAUGGAGGAUAUGAUGGACGGAGUUCGGAGAUUUCACGAGCAAGACACCCUAGUGAAGAAACAAUUCUAUUCGCGCGAUUUAACUAGAAAAUUCGCGUAUAACUCCAAUUUCGACCUGUACCAAUCGCCGGCGGCGCACUGGAGGGACACAAUUUUCGCCGUCAUGGCUCCUCAUCCACCCGAUCCCCAAGAACUGCCCACGUUUGCAGGGACUGUCAAGAGGAUCCGACCCGAUUCGGUGCUGGAAAUUAUGACUGAAUAUUCGAAGCACGUGAUGGAUCUUGGGAUUACUGUGUUGGAAUUGCUUUCGGAGGCGCUGGGGCUCCAUCCUGAUCACUUGAGAAGGAUGGGUUGUGGAGAGGGGCUUUUGUUGGCUGGCCACAACCACACUGACUCUGGUUUUCUCACUCUGCUUCUGCAAGACCAAACCGGUGGUCUCCAGGUCCUUCAUGAGAAUCGAUGGAUCGAUGUUCGGCCGAUGGCCGGAGCUCUGGUGGUGAACAUUGCAGAUCUACUGCAGGCAAAAUACAGAGCAUGGAAAAACUAUCGGGGAAAUCAAUUAGCUCUCAUCACCAACGAUAAGUUCAAGAGUGCCAUUCAUAGAGUACUGGUGAAAAACACUGGUCCAAGAGCAUCAAUGGCAUGUUUUUUCAGGACACACUUCCAAGAAGGGAUGACUCCGAAACUCUAUGGACCAAUUAAGGAGUUGUUGUCAGAGGAAACCCUCCGAUCUACAGGGAAACCACGG
Molecule: messenger RNA, 1105 nt
Organism: Thlaspi arvense
Lineage: Eukaryota; Viridiplantae; Streptophyta; Magnoliopsida; Brassicales; Brassicaceae
Source: the annotation of a GenBank genome assembly